CACCAACUCACGACUUGCAUUUGCACAAGUAAGCCGUGAGCCUUAUUAACACAAUACGCAUCGUCGGCCUGCCCUAAUCCAGUGCCAUCGCAGAUUAUGGCUCUCCAGCGAUUACAAACACAAUGACAGCAGCUCUCUAGUUUACAGCCCUUUGAAGACUCCGCAGUGACAGCAAAAUGAUUGCAGCACGACCCACCCGCCGCUUCUCCGUGCUCGAGGCCGAACCGCGCGUCGACGCAACGCAAGACCAAUCAUCGUCAAAACCGCAGCUGAUCAUCAACAACCUGCGCUUCGACCGGCCCGCGCCCGUGCGGCUCUUGCGCAACGCGUUUUAUGUCGAGGACGCAAGAGCAACGUUAAAGACGCGAGGCUUCUACGCCGUGCCGACAGCCCUCGACCGGCACGCGCUCACCCGCCUCGCGCCGCGCGUCGCCGUCGCCGGCGCGUCCCUCGACGACCUCGAGGCGCAAGAUGACGCGCUCCUCGCCGCUCUCCUCGCGGAGGCAUCGGCGGAGGCGCGCCGGGCGACGGGCCUCGAGGCCUUCGCGAGCGACGUCCAGUUUCGAGACACGCAGCACCGGACGUCGUCGGCGCCGUUCCUGAAUUUUCAUCUGGAUGCGCCUGUGGUGGGCAGUGCAUAAAUCAUCAUGGCCUCCACCCACGAACCGACUCACUGGUUUAUUUGUGCACAGGUGGUGGGCCUCUUCGCGGUCGUGUCGUUCAUGCGGACCUUCCCGCACCUCGACGCGCGCGGCCUCGGCUGCGCGACGCUGGGCGAGGCCCUGGGCGACGCCCGCGUCCGGAAAGCGCUCGCGACGAGCGGCAUCGCGUACGACGUCGCGAAUAGGGCGCCCCGGCCGGGCCAGGUGAACUACUGGCUCCAGCUGACGGACGCGUGCCCGCGCGCGGCGCCGCCCCUCGCGUUCUUCGACAAAGCAACGAGCUCUGCUUUAUGCGACGCCUGCGCGCGCCAGCGCGACGCCUGCUCCGAGCAUCCCGACGACGGCGUCCGUGCGGCGCUAGACGCGGCUUUAGAUGCGGCCGCAGUGUUAUCCGAAGCGCGGGGCCGGGCCCUCGUCUGGGACGCGUGCCGGGUGCUGCACGCGGCGGUCUACCUGCCCGAGCGCGCUGCGCCGCGGUGCUCCGUCGAGGUCCGCUGCUCGGUGCUGUCGCGGGCCGAUGUCCUCCGCCACCGCGACGCGCUCGUGGCAACUAUCAAAGAGGCGAUGUAGUUGUAUGUAAUUACUGUAAACACUCAUGAA
This is a messenger RNA of Pelagomonas calceolata, 1262 nucleotides long. The record is from the annotation of a GenBank genome assembly. NCBI's taxonomy places the organism in Eukaryota, Pelagophyceae, Pelagomonadales, Pelagomonadaceae.